Paramecium pentaurelia is the source of this 1179-nucleotide messenger RNA. The record is from the annotation of a GenBank genome assembly. Lineage: Eukaryota; Ciliophora; Oligohymenophorea; Peniculida; Parameciidae.
AUGUCAGAAUAAUUGAAUGCUUCCUUUCUUAAAUAAGAAGAAGACAUUAUUUAAUCAAAAAAAGAACAAAUCUUAUAAUUCUUUGACCAAUAAGGUUAUAAACCAAAUACUGUCUUUGAUGAUUAACUAUGGUUUUUACCCGAAAUCAAUAAGACUUAUGAUCAUCUUUUAUGGAAAGUUAUUAAUGAUACCAUUGGUUAUGAUUAUAAUAAAGACGAUCAUGUAGAAUGAUAAUUUUACAUAGUUCGCAACAGAAACAAAGAUUGAUGCUUUUGUUCAAACGUUAUUAGAUGAAGCUAAAAGGAUACAUAUAAAAAUAGUGGAAUUAAAAAAAAACAUAGAUUAUAAUAAAGAGGAAAUAGAUAAUUUUGACAAGUUUUCAAAGAUAAUUGAAGCUAGUAAUCAUAAAUAAAUUCUAUGAUAGAUAAAACUGAAUAUAAUUAAGAGAAUGCAUUUGUAAUAUCAUAUGUAGAUGAAAUCAAUUAGAUAAAUGACAUAGCAAAAGUAUAAUAGUUUUAGAUUAUAAGUUCUACACUAUCAAAUAUAAGAUUGGUACAAUACUUUAGAAUUACUAAUUAUUAUAUCCAGAAAACUCUAAUCGAUCUACUUGCAUUACUAAUAAUCCUUAAAUAGAAUAAAUAACUUUAAUUGUAAUGGGAAAGAGAUUAGAUGAUAGUAUUAGAGAUGCAAGAAAUUCAGGAGAAGAUUAUCAAGAAUUAGCUUAAAUUAAAAUACCAAUUUAAGAUAUAUACUAAUAAGUAAGACCUAGACAUUUUGCAUUACCUACAAUUCCAUAAUAAUAUUUGAUAGUUAAUUACUAAGAUUAAAGUUUAGAUGCACCUUAUUGUGAAAAUGUAACAAUUAAUUUACGUUUUGAUCUUCGAUUGUCUUAUUUAUAUAGAAUUUAAAUAAUAAAAGAUCAAAAAUAAUAUAGGACUGAAUUUAUAGAAGUAAAGAAAUCAAAUAUCUUAUUAGAAAUCUGAAGAAAAAUUAUAAUAGCAAUUAGGAUUAAUGUAGCAAUUAUUAUUUCCAUUUAAAUCAGAACCUAAAUUGCAUUAUGUGAUAGCCAAAGGAAUAGGUUUAUAAUCAGAUUUUAAAGAUGAUAAUAAGGAAAAUUAAUAAAUUUUAGAAGAAAUUAGACCUAAAAAAGAAAGAGAAUCCUGCUGCCUUAUUUGUUGA